Messenger RNA from Wasmannia auropunctata (little fire ant), 984 nucleotides. Its product is annotated as trichohyalin-like. The transcript has a single exon. Lineage: Eukaryota; Metazoa; Arthropoda; Insecta; Hymenoptera; Formicidae. Bases 1 to 984 code for a protein of 327 amino acids. The record is from RefSeq and is a predicted model, not a curated record.
AUGGCGGACAAAGAAUUGGCGGGAAGCAGUGGUGUAGGCAAGAUGGGUAGAGGGAAGGUAGUCGGCAAGGUAGAAAGCAGACAGAGGAGGUUAACAUCGGACGAAGGACUGAGAGUGACAUUUAGUGGACAGGUGGAGUUCGAUAAAUUAAAGAAGGAACUGAUAAAAGAGGUAGGUGAGGAAUUGAAGGAAUUAAAAGAGGAAAGGAAGGUAUGGAAAGAAGAGAGGGAGGAAUAUAGGAAGAGGGAAAGAGAAUGGGAGAUAAAAAGAUGUAAUUUAGAGGAAAGGAUUGCUGGGCUGGAAAAAUGGAAGAAAGAAAGGGAAGAGAAGGUGGAGAGUGAGGAGGAAGAAAGAGUGAGAAGCGAGAGUAGAGAUGGCAGGAGUGUAAGAAGUAUAAGAAGCGCAGGGUCGGUUAGCUCGGGAUCGAGGGGGAGCGAGGAUAGGUUAAGUGUGAGGGAAGUAGAAAGGCUGAAAAGAUUUGUGUCGGAUAAAGAGAGAGAGGAAAGGCGAAACAAUGUGAUAAUAAGAGGGGUGAAAAUGGAAAAGGAAAUAGAAGGGGAUAGGAAGAAAUGUGCAGAGUGGAUAAAAAGCUGGUUCAAGGAAAAGCUGGGGGUAGAAGGGGGGGUAGUGUUUUGUAGAAAAAGUGGAACGGUACUAUUAGUUAAGCUAGAGAGUGAGGGAAUAAAAAGAGAGGUGAUGAGGAAUAAGAGUAAAUUGAAAGGUGAAAGUAUAUACAUUGAAAACGAUUUAAGCUGGGAGGAAAGGAGAAUACAAGAAAAGAUUAACAGAUGGGUGAGAGGACAAAAAGGUAAAGGAAUAGAUUUAAAGGUGGGGCAUGGAAGAGUAAGGGUGGGUAACGUCUGGUGGACUUGGGAGGAGUUAGAGAGAGAGGAAGAGGAAAAGGAGGAUAAAGGAAAAGAGAAGGAAGGGCAGAAAGGAGGGGCAGGGAAGGUGAGAGAGGAGACGGAGAAGCAUUUUGCGUAG